Molecule: messenger RNA, 3994 nt
Organism: Myzus persicae (green peach aphid)
Lineage: Eukaryota; Metazoa; Arthropoda; Insecta; Hemiptera; Aphididae
Gene: fw
Product: sushi, von Willebrand factor type A, EGF and pentraxin domain-containing protein 1
Exons: 20
Coding region: 336-3683 (1115 amino acids)
Source: RefSeq, a predicted model, not a curated record
UUGUGGUUUGCACGCCGUCGCGCGCAGUGAACGUGGUCAAAUCGGUCGCGAAACGAACGCCAUGUGAUCGUGUACGUGUGACCGCGCAAACAGUUGUAAGCCCGCUUACGCGUACGAUAAUAUUACCGUGUCCGAAACGACAAAAUAAUUUUUUUUCUCAAUACAGAUUGCGUGAUAUCCUAAUAUUAUUUCGUCGUUAAUAGUGAAUAACACGCUCAUCGUUCGUAUCCCGUGUACCGUUUUGAUAAUAAUAAUAAAUACUCUUUGCCGGACGCGGUGGUGCCGGCAGCAGCAGCGGGCGACGGAUAACCCUCGAAAGUGCGACGAAGUCGAAAAUGUCCCGCGAGCCGGACGGGCGGCGGCCGCGGCGGCGGCAGAGUCCCGGACUAGCGGUGUCCGCUGUCUUGGCGGCUGUCAUUUUGGCGCUCGCCGUGGACGGUCAAAACACAGAAAACGUUUGCGGUCAUCCUCCAGUGCCCGUCAACGCCAAACUCGUCCGGGACGGGGCUAAGGCCACGUUCGUUUGUGACGACGGUUACAGACUAUUCGGGUCCGAAUCGAUAACUUGUUCCUCAAACGGCGCCUGGACCGGGGAUCUGCCGUUUUGUGGUACCAACGUGGCUGUGCAUAAGCCGACUAACCAGUCGACGACGGCCAGGGGAGGAAGUCCGGGAAACGCCAACGACGGCGACCCAACGACAGUGCACGAUGGUCGGAGGUGUACGGAAACACUCAAGGAACCGUCACCUUGGUGGUCGGUGGACCUGCUGCAACCGUACCCGGUUCGGGCGGUGUCCAUCACGACCAGAGGAUGUUGCGGUCAUCAACCUUUGCAGGACAUAGAAAUAAGGGUUGGGAAUAGCAGUGCGGAAUUGCAGAGGAACCCACUGUGUUCUUGGUUUCCAGGAACGAUCGAGGAAGGCACGACGAAAAUCCUCAGCUGCGCGAGACAAAUCGUUGGACAGCAUGUAUUCCUACAACUGGUGGGCGUCGAGGGAUCACUAUCCCUGUGUGAAGUUGAAGUAUAUUCCACCGAAGAAUUUUCUUUGGAUCGCUGCGCGCCGAGCAGUUCGUCCGCGCAAACAGAUGUGGCAGUUUUCGACAAUAAGUGCUAUGAGUUCAACGUGAACCGGGGAGCGUCUUUCGCCGAUGCCCGACAAAAAUGUCAGGCGACCGGUGGCGACAUCGUGCACGGUUUCCGGGGGUCGGCGUCCACGUUUCUGGCCGCAGAGCUCGAGCGGCGGAAAUCACGACUCAAGACCCAGUUGAUCUGGAUCGGGGCGCAAAAAGAACCCGGCCUUACGUCCAGGACGUGGAAAUGGGUCAACGGUGACGUGAUAACGAAACCUACGUGGGGAAAAGAUCAACCGAAUAACUACAACGGUGAACAGAAUUGCGUGGUGCUCGAAGGAGGCCGCGAAUGGCUGUGGAACGAUGUGGGAUGCAAUUUGGAUUAUUUACAUUGGAUUUGUCAAUACACACCGACCACUUGUGGGAGUCCCGACAUCAAGGUGAACAGUACGAUAGCAAGUCCGUAUACAUUUAAGGUGUCGUCGGUGAUUGAGUACGUCUGUCCAGAAGGGCAUGCCACACAGGGUUCGGCCAAGAGGACGUGCGGGUCUAACGGGUUUUGGACCGGGACGGCGCCGACGUGCAAAUACGUCGAUUGUGGACCAUUGACUGGUAUAGAAAACGGCACUAUUACGCUGCAAGACAACGGUACAACGACGUUCAAAUCGACCGCCAAAUAUACUUGCAACCAGAAUUACAGCCUGUCGAAUGGCGACGCCAAGAGGACGUGCGCGGAAGAUGGAAAAUGGAGCGGACGCACUCCACAAUGUCUAUUUGACUGGUGCGGAGACCCACCCGAAGUGCAAGGAGCUUCCGUCACCGCAACUGGUCGCAAAGCCGGAUCCGUGGCCGUCUAUUCGUGUCAUCAGGGAUUUGUGGCCGUCGGCGGACAACAGGAGCUAAAAUGCGGACUUGGAGGUGAAUGGUCCGGCAAACCGUUGGUGUGCCGGUUUGUGGACUGUGGACCACCGCAAAUCAUCGAAAACGGGCAGGCUUCGCUAGUUAACGGUUCAACAACGCACGGUAGCAUCGUCGAGUACACUUGCGAACAAGACUACUGGCUCCAGCCCCACACUAGCCGCCGACAGAUCUGUACCAAAGAAGCGAAAUGGUCCGCUGACCCACCCACGUGCCAACUGAUCACUUGUCAGGAGCCCGAAGUGCCUACCGGAGGUUACGUAGUUGGAUACGACUUUAAUAUCCACUCGAGCAUCGAAUACCACUGCGACCCGGGUCACAAAUUGAUCGGCACGACCACGUUGCAGUGCAACAACAACGGCGAAUGGAGUACGACACCGCCGGAAUGUCAAUACAUUGAUUGUGGUAAACUCACGCCACCAGUUUACGGUACGUUACACUAUUCCAACGACUCCACACACCUCGACAGUGAGGUCAAAUAUAGUUGCAGCAAUAACUACAGAUUGACCGGAACAGCGAUACGACGCUGUCUUGAAAAUCAAGCGUGGAGUGGGACCGCUCCGAAAUGCGAAGAAAUAAGAUGCCCGGAACCAAUUUUACCAGAACACAGUGUCCUAUCGGUAACGGGUAACGAUCGUUUAUACGGACGAACUUUUAUAAGGACUUCGUCUGAUGCUGUUUCAACGUCUACGUACAAGAUCGGCGCUCUGGUCAAAUACCGCUGCGAACGAGGAUACAAAGUCGUCGGCGAACCGAUAAGCAAUUGUGACGACACCGGUUCGUGGACAGGCGUAAUACCACAAUGCGUUUACGUCGACUGUGGAACACCCGAGAGUAUCGACAACGGAAAAUUCAAUUUGGUAUCUAACGUUACGUAUUACGGUUCGGCGGUGUUGUACGAGUGUGACGAUCACUUCCAACUCGACGGACACGGCAGAAGACUGUGUCUUGAAAACGGUACCUGGAGUUCGGAAACACCAAAAUGUCAAGAAAUAAAUUGCGACGAGCUCAAGAGCGAAAACAGUCUCUUGGUCAGGGUAGCGUCGAGAACAGUCGGAGGGACAGCGGAAUACACGUGUCCUCGAGGAUACUUCACGAUCGACAACACAACGAGACAUUGUUUGCCAAAAGGGUCGUGGAGCGGGAGACCACCAACGUGUCAAAUGGUCGACUGUAAGCACCCGGGUCCAAUUGAAAACGGUAGAGUCAUUAUAAUGAACGACACCACGACAUACAACAGCGCGGCAGAAUACCACUGUGUACCUCAUUUCCAAAGAAUAGGUCCUUACAUGAGAAAAUGUUUGGACGACGCUCAGUGGUCAGGAGAACAACCAUAUUGCCAAUCGAUAAGUGCAGCAAUAAGUGAUACCAGAACCUUAGGUUUAGCUGUUACUGUUGGAGGCGGCUUUGUUUUAUUCCUAGUCAUACUUCUUGCCUUAAUUUAUUUAAGACUAAAACGGCCAACUCCAGUAAAAAAUACGGAAAACGUAGAAGGAGCAGUACGUAAAGAAGAACAGAAUACAGCAGUCAUGUCAUACGCUUCUUUAAGUGAUGUACAGAAUCAUAUCUACGAUUCGGUAACAGACUAUACAUAUGAUGAACCAAACAGCUACUAUGAGCCAUCACCAGUCUCUAAAGCAAAAUCAGACCACUCUGGGGCCACUGUAACAAUCAACGGUGUAGCUAUUCGAUAAUGUUCCAAAUUAAUGGUUUAAGAUAAUUGUAAUAUUUUUUAUUAUUGUAAAUAUAAAUUCAUAUUUAAUGUACAAAGUUAGUUAUACUAUUUAUGUGGCAAAAUAUAUGUAACACAUUUAAAAGAAUGGUGAAUAAAAAAACUCAGGUCGUUUGUGUACCUAUGUAAAAGUUUAAGUUGAUCAAAUAAAAUAUGAAUAAACUUAAAAUAUAUUGUUUAUAAAAAUAUGUAAUUAUUAUUUUAUUUGUAAAAAAGUGAGCUGUGAGUUAUGUUAAAUAAGUCAUAAUUAUUAAUAUAAGUGUUUUUGAAGUA